AUGUCGCCCAAAAACGAAAAUGCCUCUCGCGCCGCCCGCUGUGCUUCAUCGUUCGCCACGAUGAGACUGAAUGGUCAACACACAGGCUCUACGGACCUACUCUUAACAGAAAACGGUGAGAAGAGAGCUGAAAUCACCAAAGCUAUCCGUGAAUGGGACUAUGGUGAUUGCGAAGGCAUGAAAAGUGAGGGGAUCCGAGAGCAGAGGGCUAGGAAUGGGAUGGGUCGCGGGAUAUUUGGCGGGAUGGAUGUCCACGCGGAGACAAAGCCAUUGGGAAGGUCCGCGCAUGAGGUGCCGAAACGCGACGAUCUUGUUGUUGCCCAUGGGCACAUUUCGAGGGCGUUUGCCAUGCGCUGGAUUGGGAAACCGUUGACGGAAACUGCAUUUAUGUUGGAGGCUGGAGGAGUCGGAACAUUGAGUUAUGAGCAUCACAACAUAGACGAGCCAGCCAUUCUCCUCGGAGGAGCUUUUGAUGUUGACGACUAG
Paracoccidioides brasiliensis Pb18 is the source of this 486-nucleotide messenger RNA. RefSeq lists its product as uncharacterized. The record is from RefSeq and is a predicted model, not a curated record. The transcript is spliced from 4 exons. The coding region runs from base 1 to 486 and encodes 161 amino acids.